Messenger RNA from Spirodela intermedia, 13007 nucleotides. Lineage: Eukaryota; Viridiplantae; Streptophyta; Magnoliopsida; Alismatales; Araceae. The record is from the annotation of a GenBank genome assembly.
AUGUAUAUAAAGCAGGUAAUUAGAUCCUAGAUCCACUUGCUUUUUAUUAGGAGCUGCGCUCUUCGUUCUUAUCUCUGCCGCUUCUCUCAACUGCCUUUGUCUUCAAUUAGGUCAUCAUAGAAGGAUUUAAGAGCUACAGGGAGCAAAUUGCCACAGAGCCAUUCAGUCCUAAAGUCAACUGCGUCGGUAAGUAUAUUCUUCAUUUCCUUCUGGAUAUUCUACAUUAUCUUCAUCUGUGCUUCCAUACUGAUACAUUGACGGGAUAUUUUUCUUUCUCCCAAUUUCCUAUUCAGUCGGAGCAAAUGGAUCAGGGAAGACAAACUUCUUUCAUGGUUAGAUGUUAUGCGGAAAAUUUGCUGAAAGCUUAUAUUUCCUAAUUGCGAUUAGUUUCUUUAUUUCACUGUCGGGAUAAUUGUAUGCAAUUUUUUUCCCUCUCAAACACAUAUUCGAACUGUGCUAACUAUUAUUAUUCUUCUCUUUCUUGUAAAUUCAAAUGCUACAGCCAUACGUUUUGUCUUAAGUGAUCUCUUCCAGAACCUACGAAGUGAAGAUCGUCACGCUCUUCUCCAUGUAUGGCUUAUUCACUUUGCUUUGUUGCUGUCAUUUUUCUGGUGCUUGGGGUGUGAAAUGAUACCUGAGUUGUGCAAUAAAUCAAUAAUCAGAUGGGUCCUGACUCCGACCUCUGAGGACAUGUGAAAAUUUACUUAGUAUUAUUCGGAGAGUUUAUUCUUUUUGAUUUUUCUUCUUGAUCAUACUUCAACCAGGAAGGUGCUGGCCAUCAAGUAGUGUCUGCAUUUGUUGAAAUAGUUUUUGACAAUUCAGAUAAUCGCAUUCCAGUAAGUUCCUUUUUCUUUCCUCUGUUUGAGAAAUCGAGAAUACUUCUUACUAUGAUGUACACUUUAAAUAUCAGGCAUCCUACUUCGUAUGAAUUGAAAUGUAACAUUCUCUUUAACAUGAACGAUGGAUAAGGUUUUGGUGAUUUGUCUGCUUCUACUAAUUGUUUCAGGUGGAUAAGGAAGAGGUCAGGUUGCGGAGGACAAUUGGUUUGAAGAAAGACGAGUAUUUUCUUGAUGGGAAGCAUAUCACGUAUGCAUGCUGGAAUAUCUUUAUAAAUUCAUGCUUCACUUUGGCUCUAUAAAUCCCAUUAUUUAUGAGAUUAUAUGCCUUGGCAGGAAAACAGAAGUUAUGAAUUUGUUGGAGAGUGCUGGUUUCUCUCGCUCUAAUCCAUACUAUGUGGUCCAACAAGGGAAGGUAAAGUAUGUUUCUUGAUUUGCCGAUAAUUAAUGGAAUUAUUUUAUUUUGUCUCUUGAUUUUCCAUUUUUUCUUGCAGUUUUUCUAGUUUCCCUUUAUUUUUCAUAUUUAACUGAUCAUAAGUAAAAAAAAAGUUUUUGUCAUAUGAAUGUCACUGUCUGAACAAUAUAUUUCCUAUUUUAAUAAUCUGACCGUUGCAGGGCCACCUCGAGACAUUUACAACAUUUAACUAGUCGUGAAUUGUGUCACAUGUACAAAAGGAAAAUGGAAAAAAUAAUAUUGAUUUUCCAUUAAUGCUUUGUAGAUAGCGUCAUUGACAUUAAUGAAAGACUCAGAGCGGCUGGACCUGCUGAAGGAAAUAGGUGGAACUCGUGUCUAUGAGGAGAGACGGCGUGAAAGUUUAAAAAUUAUGCAAGAAACCGGUACGAGUCUAAGUUUACAAAGCUAUAAACCUCUCAUAUAUUACCAUGCAUGAUCAUUUUGAUCACAGUGCUCCAUAUGCUGAUCAGGCAACAAAAGGAAGCAGAUAAUUCAAGUUGUUCAGUACUUGGAAGAAAGGCUUAGGGAGCUGGAUGAAGAAAAGGAGGAGUUGAAAAAAUACCAGCAGCUUGAUAAACAGCGAAGGUCACUAGAAUAUACAAUUUAUGACAAGGAACUUCAUGAUGCUAGGCAGAGGCUUGGAGAGGUCUGCUAUACUUGACAUUAUGUCGUAACUUCUUUUCAAUAAUUUUUUUCUCCGGCCGUUUUACGAAUUCUAAGCCAUUUAUCUCGUUUAUACUCAGAUGAUAACUCAUGGUAUCGGUUUAUAUGUGUAUUUGGUUGAAAUCUGAUGGGUCUGUGAUUGGGAUUUAGGAAUGGUCCUCGCACCUCACGAGGGAAGAAAAUCCUUAAUAAACUUUUGUUAUGUUGACCUUCAGGCACCGCAUUUUCUUUUGGCUUCUUCUAAGUUUCGGUGAUCCCUGGUGCCAAGGAAUCUGCGUGCUGUGUAUACCUCGACUUUUGCCUCUUCCAUUGCUCCCAAUCCCGUGUCAUCAUCCACUCUUUGACAAAAAUCUCCACAGUCUAUGCAACAUUGCAUUCCCACAAUUCAUGUCCCAAGGUCGCUCUACAGAACCAAUGCACGGGAUCAUUCUACAUUUAGUGAAUAUUGCAUAUCUUCCUGUUGGCACUUAUUUAACGGUAAACUUCACCACCGUCCUACCACUCCCCAAUGUUGUUGUUUAUCUGCUUCCUCUAUCCUCACAUUAGAUGACAGGAUACUAAUGCUAGCAUUUCUAUACUUUUUGAGAGAAAAGGAUAAUCCUCCACUACUGAUAGCAGCUGCAAGGAGCAUAUCGGCACUUUUUAUUGAACAAUUCCAUGACUGAAAGUACCCUUCAUAGUUAUUGAACAUUUCUUAUCUUAAUACCACUGUCAGAGUUUCUUUUUCCUGUUAUCUAAUCGAUUUGCUCUAGUUGUUAAUCUGGUAUCUCAAGGAACAUAUAAGCACUUAGAUUUUAUUGUCACAUUUACGUUUUAGGGAAUAUGUUUAUUCUUAACCCGCCAUUCUAUGCCAUUAGUGUCUCACUUUUUUGGAUCAUGUCACAGGUUGAAGAGGCUCGAAACAGGGUGUCAGAAAAAUCUGCCCAUAUGUAUAACAGUGUACUUGAAGCCCAUGAAGAAGUAAAAUCAUUGGAUAAGGAAAACAAAGUUAUCAUGAAAGACGUUCAAAACUUGCAUAAGGAGAAAGAGACAUUGGAUAAGAGGCGGACUGAAGCACUGGAAAUGCUUGCACAGAUAGAACUUGAUGUGAGGGACCUUGAAGACAAGAGAUCUUUCAAUCUUCGAGCCAAGGUCUGAUUCUCUCCUGUUACAGGUGUAAUUAAUUAUGAGUAGUUUCAUUGACCCAAUGAUGAAUGCAAAAUUAUUGUGUUGGUUUUUAGUAAGUUACGUGGAGUUGAUUCUGAUCUCAGGAAGAGGCUGAAAGACAAUUGAAGAGCCUGAGAAAAGAAAUUCAGGAAUCCAGAGACGAACUGAAUACAAUAAGACCCUCGCAUAAUGCCAAAGUGACGGAGGAGGAGGAAAUUUCAAAAAGGUACCUCCUGCAAUGCCUACUUUUCUUGCUAUCUCCAGCCUGUUGAAGUUUUAGCUUUUGAACGGGGUUUCACUUAUGAUUUGCUAAUGAGUAUCUAUGUUGACAAAAUUAGCAUCAUGGACCGUGAAAAGCAGCUCAGUAUUUUAUAUCAGAAACAAGGACGUGCAACCCAAUUUUCCAGUAAAGCUGAUAGAGAUAAAUGGCUUCAAAAGGAAAUUGAUGAUCUUCAGCGUAUUCUUUCCUCAAAUCUUUUGCAGGUAAGUUAUUCGUUUUGUACAUUAUAUGGCGCACUGUAUUGCUAUUAUCUCAGUUGAAAGUUGAACCUAAAGUAAGCCACACUGAAAAACUUCUUCCUAGCUUAGGUUAUUCUCAUUGCAUAAAGACAGGCCUUGGAACAGACUGUUUCCAUUGUGUGUUGCUAAAAGUCGAUUUUAUGUCGUCAGUCCUGAUCUCUUGCACCAGAUCAACCCUUUUAUUGGAGAAUGAGAAAGUUCAGUUUUGCUUCCAGUUCAACUAGGCAUGCUUUGCACCAAGUUCAGCAUGUUGAAUCCUCACAUGAGAUCGAAUCUUUUUAGUGUUGUGCUGUAUCAAUAAUGAGAAUAUUAUGUAGUCAUUGAAAACUUGAGCAGAAGCUGCUCAUAUCAUUAGCAACUAGGGUAAUUGAGUGCUUCAAAGUUUAAUUGCUUAAACUAAUACUCUUCUUGAAAAUAUUUAUAGUAGUGAAAAAUCUCAAGUGCAAUCUAUUGCUUGUGCAAGCAUGUACUGUAGUAGCUGGAUGGAGGAACGCCUCUAGAGACAAAAAUGAACCCCACUAAUAUUUAGUUACCUUUGGAGGCUCGACAGAAAACCGGGUGUGCAUGGAACUGUUAUUGCCUUGUUAUGCAUGUUGUUUUCUUAUUGAGUAAAAUAAUUCGUCACUAAAGUGAUUACUGUCAUACUUGAUUUUGUUAGAAGCUUGAUGGGCAUCUGUUGGCUUGUAUCAUUUUUGGUAACUGAUGGACAACUUUAUCAUUCCAUAUUGGGCUGUAAACCCAAUCAAGUAUACAUCACAGUUGUCUCGCUCUUUCUGUGUGCGUUUAAGUUGAGUGUUCCACAUCGUUGGUUUUGGAUUAAUGUUGGUUACUUUUUUCUAAGUCGGUUGAUCAUAAUCAAACUCAACAAUAUUAAUUCAUUUCCAACUCGGCCUCUGUAUGUUUUCUCAAUUCCUGUUUUGAAUGUAGUCACCAACUCAUCAUUUAUGGGCUAUUGCAGUAUUUAAGUGAUAUUUGGUUUCAAUUUAUUUAGGAAAAGAAGCUUCAAGAUGAGAUUCGACAGCUUAAAGAUGAAUUAAACCGACUAGAAUUUCACAUAAAAGAGCGAGGUGCUGAAUUGCAAAAGCAAAGUUCUCUCAUUUCCAAGGAUCAGGGAGAAUUCAGUGCUCUGAAAACGCAAAGGGAUGAACUCCAGGAAACUAGGAAGUAUGUCAAUCUUCUUUGUCCUUAAUGCAUAGCUUAAUGUUCUAUACUUAGUGCAUAGCUUUUUUCUAGGUCCCUGUGGAAGAAAGAAGGUGAUCUCACUGCUGAAAUUGAUAGACUUAAAGCAGACGUAUUGAAGGCACAAAAAAGCCUGGACCAUGCUACACCUGGAGUGAGUAUUUGUAUUAAUUCAUCCCUUUGGUAAAUUUAAUGGCCGCGCUGUGUCACCUUCAUAGAUUUUUUUUUUAAAAACCGGUGUUGUUCAACCGCUGUGUGAGCUUAUGUAGUUUUGGCUACUGUGUAAUUAGUUUUGAUGGAAUUCCCUUGAAUAUGUUUUCAGUACAUUUUUUUGAGAACAAUGCUCCAUAAAAAAAUGGAAUGUCAAUAUUUACUUGCAAUAGUAAUAAAUGAAAAUUCAAAAAUUAAAAUAAAUAAAAAUUGUAAAUAUAUGACAGAUAUACUGCAAGCAUGGGAUCAUUACCCAUGACACUUUUUGCUCUACCAUGAUUUUCUUAGGAUGUUACAUCUGGUUGGUCAAAUGGUACUGGAGCCAAUGUUCUCAGUGUGCAUUUAAACUCAAAUGAACGGUGAAGAACUCUUUUUGGUUAGUUUAUAUUUUUUUAAUAUCUCAUGUUAUUCCUUGUUUUCCUGUAUAGGAUAUAAGGAGAGGGCUGUCUUCGGUCAACAGAAUUAUAAAAGAUCACAAUAUUAAAGGUGUUUUUGGUCCAAUAUUGGAGUUGGUCGACUGUGAUGAGAAGUUUUUCACUGCCGUUGAGGUUACAGCUGGCAAUAGGUUUGAUGAUCUAAGUUUUAAGUCCUCUGAAUUGUAGAGCUUUGCUGUGUUUCUGAAAUGUUUGCUGUCUGUAAUGAUUGCCUUAUGAGAUGGUAUUCUGUGUACAGUUUAUUUCACGUGGUGGUGGAGACAGAUGUGAUAUCUACUAAGAUAAUUAGAUUUCUCACUUCAGAGAAAGGUGGACGUAUUACAUUCAUACCUCUGAAUAGGGUUAAAGCUCCUCAUGUGAAUUAUCCUCAUAGUUCUGAUGUGGUACCUCUGUUAAAGAAGCUGAACUUCUCCCAGGAGCAUGGUCCAGCAUUUUCACAGGUUGGUUAAAUUUCCAGUUCUGUGUCACUGAUAAUUUUUUGUUCAAUAUUAGAUGAUUGCCUACCAUGAUGUGGCACUGAUUGUCACUCUAUGCAUUAUUAUUUCAUUUACCUGAAGUUGAUUUAUAAUCAAUGCAACUCAUAGAUUGCUUUCUUUUUUUACUUUCAUUUACACGAAAAUUCUGAAUCAAACUCUUGGGGAUCAAAAUAUACAGUACUGUUCGAAUCAUUGCGAAGAAAGUCCAUGUGUAUCGACAGACACUCACAUCGGGGUACUGACCAAGUAUAUUGUGGCCUUCUUCAAUGCAAUUAGUUGGAAUCGUCUUUAUGGGCCUAUCUUUUCGUUCUUAUGCAGUUCAAGUUAUCAUCUCUCUUUCCACUUUUUGCGCUCCCAUCAGAAUUAUGAUUAUCAUUUUGGUUUUUAAUGCUCCCUUCUCUUUUGACAUUUUCCCAUGUAUUUAGAUGUACAGGGAACCUAUUUAUGAUGAGAUGAUCACGACUUUCUGAUGCAGCUAAGGUAGAUAUACAUGAUAUCCUCAGUCAUUAAUGGCAUUGAAGACACAUCCUACAACCUCGAAGAAAGAGCUUCAGUAUAAAAAAAAUUACAGUACUUACCCUUUCUUUUAGAAAGAGCAACCAAAAUUUAGAAUGUAGUCAAAAUAAAUUAAUAAAGCCAGAAAAAAACUUAAAAAACGCCAAUCUGUCUGUAAUCCCGUUUGUCAGAUCAUUUGUCUUACCGUGUGAUUUGAAAUGCUCUCUAAGCAACGGAUUUUGGCUCAUUUUCCAACGUGGAUUUGCCUCAGUCAUUGUUUUGUCUGGGCCUUUGGAUAGAGAGGCAGUACCGUGCCAAGCAUGGAAGGGACACCGCCAUGAUCAUGUGCCAGCAUGAUAGAGAGAUAUAUAUUCUCUGGCCCUUAGAUGUGGGGUUGGGAUGAUUUCUUGGAACCUCUAUGUGAUAAAGAUAAUAUUAUUUCCGCGCUGAUGAAAAAUUGAGUGUAUUCCUGCUUUAUGCAUACAUUACUUUCUCAAUCUUGAUGAUAAUUCAAAAUCUUACACGACCAAUUUACACUUUCACUUGUCGUUCCUUCAACUAUCGUUCCAACUACCCAUUUUUUAAUAAAAAGAAAAUGUCAAACGAAGUUCAUGUUUCUUUUGUAAACUUUUCGAAAUUUUUUCUUGACAUUUAAUGUCUGGGGGCAUUUCCAUGGAUUUAUGCUGAUCGUUAUUAGGAGAGAGAUUAUUGGAGGCCCAAUAGGCCCAAUAGGUACAUGGGUAAAUCUUUUUUGUUUUUUCUUUAUGACUAAUGUGAUGAACACUUUAGCUAAUCUUGAACACUUCCAGCUUUGUUUCUUUGAUUUUUUGGAUGUUGUGUUACUAGUCAAAAGUGGGAGCUUAUUUAUGAAACCAUAGUUGCAUGGUAUUUUCUAUAUUUCAGUAUUAUUUUAUUUUACUUCCUUUAACUGUUUACAUUGUUACUAGGUGUUUGGAAGGACAGUGAUAUGCCGUGACCUGGAUGUGGCAACGAAAGUUGCUCGAAGUGAUGGCCUUGACUGUAUUACUUUGGAAGGUAUGAAUUUUUAACUUUUUCAUUUUAUCUAGCUUUCUGAUUUUUGAAAAAAACCACCUCACUUUUGUCAUAUAUCAGGUGACCAAGUAAGCAAAAAAGGUGGUAUGACGGGGGGAUUCUAUGAUCUGAGACGAUCCAAGCUGAAGUAUGUGAAGAUUAUCAGGGAAAACAAGAUUAUGAUUCAUAAACGAACAGCUGAACUUGAACAGAUUGGAGACAACCUCCGGGAUAUCCUGACAACAUCUUUUUGUUUUAUUUUCCUCAUUUAUUUGAGUCUAUUUUGACGCUGUAAUAUUUCAUUUUUCUUCUUGGGAGCUCUCACCCUGGCCUGCUAUUUAAAAGCUUGAUGUUGUCACCUGUACUUGCAUGUGUCAAUGCCUUUAUUUAUUAAUAUUUCGGUGAAAGUUACUCAAUAUUAAUGUCAUGUUAUGAUUUUUUUUGCUUGUUUAGAUGUUUAAAACUCUGAGAGUCUGCAGCCGUAUUUUCAACUUGGCAUCAUUUGUCACAGUAUAGUAGGGAAUUUGGGAAUUACUGUUUCAUCAUAGUUUUACAGUUACAGUUGAAGCCCUUUCUAAUGACUUUUUAUGGUUAUUUUACUUUUUCAUAUUUGAAAAGAAGAGAAAUGAUUGAAAAUGCUGUGUUAAAGAACUCUGUCCGUGGCUGAAAAAAUACCCAAACCAACGUGAAUUAUCCAGGUUCGAACAUUCUAAUCUGCUUCCUAGUCAGGAGCUGUAAUCCCCCCUCUUCUAAUUCUGAUCUUUUUUGGAAUCUAGUCUUGACAUUCCCAGGUCCAUGCUUGAUUUGGCCAAUCAUGCCUUUGUCAUCUUGACCUUGGAGAUUAAAUGGUGGGAUUUUCAUCCUAUGCACUUUAAGCUAUUAGAUACUCACAAGUACAUAAGUUCUUUUGGAUACCGAAGAAAACACUAAACCAAUAGAUGGAAGUCUCCAUUGGUUCAUUAUUGCAUUUCGGUAUUAGUCUUAUUCGUUUUAAUUUGGAUGUUUAUUUAAUUUGUUAACUUUAUUGUUGAUUUCUCCUUCUACUUACAUGUAUCCCAGAGGUUAAUAGUCGUAGAGGUUCUGAUGACCUGUGAUGUUCGUAGUAGUUUCUACAGUUAUUUUGGGUUGUGCUAACCAGAGAUAAAAGUCAAAAGAAGGGUUUUAUGGAUACUUGCCGCUAUGUCAGUGAGCUAGUAGAUAUCCUACUAUUUGCGCAUGAUGAUAGGUCAGUGAGCUAGUCAUAAUGAUAUUCGGCAAAACAUGUACUUUAUCACAUAUUUCAGAGUGUUUGAAAAACAUUAACCGCUUUCAAAUUCCUGGUGAUUACCUUUUCUCAGAAGAUAUUUUGAAUCGUUUUAGCUAUAACCAUUGUCUCCCUACAAGCCGUAAUCCACUUUUGCCUCAUUUUACAGCGAACCCCUAAUGAGGGUAAAUGUCACAUCCGGAUGUUUUCUGAUGGUUUCAAUGGCAUACGGUGGGAGCUUCAAUUAUUCCCUAAAAGAGACAAAAUAAGAGAAUCUUCAUGCUGCUUGUGAUUUAUGUUUGUGUAAAUGUAGUCUCUGAGGUCAAUGAAAAGCUUCAGAUUUUUUGUGAAACGUUUCCUUAAUAUUUCACACAAAUAGAUCAGAAAAUUACUAGUCUGGUAUCAGAGCAACAAAAAUUGGAUGCUCAGCGUGGUCAUGCCAAAUCCGAAUUGGAGCAGCUUAAACAGGACAUUGCUAAUGCUUCUAAGCAGAAGAUGUCUAUUUCUAAGGCCCUUGAGAAUAAGGUAGUUAUCAUCUACCUAUUCUAUACCUGUGCCGUUGCACUCUUUGUCUGUCUGUCAUCGAUCGGACCACCUUUUUGCUAACAAUUGUCUGUUUAAAUACUUCUAUGUCCUUGUAGGAAAAAUUGCUUGGAAAUGCUCGUAAUCAAAUCGAUCAGCUUAGAGCUGGUAUUGCUAUGAAACAAGCUGAAAUGGGAACAGAACUUAUUGAUCAAUUAACUCUCGGGGAGAAAAAUCUUCUAUCUCGUCUAAAUCCCGAAAUUACAGAGCUCAAAGAGAAGCUUAUUGCCUGCAAAACAAGUCGAAUUGAGGUAUGCUGUAACUAUAGAUGCAAUCCCCUGUAAACUGGCCACCAAUCAUACCUUCACAUGCUACUGUUUUUCCAAUGAUUAAAUUAUAUUUCCAAUGAUUUUGAGUUGUGCCAACCUGUGAUACUGUUGUUUUAUAGAUUGAAACACGAAAAGAGGAGUUGGAAACUAAUUUGUCAACAAAUCUUGUGAGACGCGAGGAAGAGCUUGAAGCCAUAAAGUUGUCUGCAGAUUCUGACACAUUGCCAGAGGAAAUGGAAAGGAGAAGGCAGGAACUAAAGGAAGCUAAAGGAUCCGUUGACAGUCUCACUUAUCAGCUGAAAAGUCUGGGAUAUUUUAGAAUUUGUGUAUGGCUUGUAGUUCAGUGUAAUUAUUUCAACGUCUAAACUGAAAUGGUGUUCUGCAGGGGUUCUUGAGAACUUGGACAGCCUAAAAAGAAAACAAAGGGAGGUUAAGAAUUCUAUCGAAAAGAUGAAGGUACUCUUUUGACGCAGUUACAACUCUCUGUUUCUCCAUUUAUUGAUGCUCAUGACAUUCUUGUAAGCUGCGCAGAAUCAUGAGGCAAACUAUGAUCGCACACUUCAAGACGAGGCAAAAGAUUUGGAACAGUUGUUGAAUAAAAGGAACCUUCUUCUGUCAAAACAAGAGGACUACAUGAAGAAAAUCAGGGAAUUGGGCUCUCUGCCAUCGGAUGCCUUUGAAACGUAAGACCUCCCCUCUCAAAGCUCAUCAUGAUUAUGAUACAGUUGCAUAUUUUUCCGCAUUUAGAGUAGUCUAGUCAUGUUUAACGAUCCUAGCGGUCAGAACCAUCUCAACUAGAAUCGCUGUCCAUGCGCUGUCCAUAUGCCUUUUGGUGCCAAUCUAAGUCAGAUUAUCUCCCGUCAGAGUUCAUUUUCCUUUCGUUCAUUCAGGCAACCUUUUCACAUGCAUUAUCACCCCAUCUUGAACCUGAGAUACCUUUGAAUUCGUUGUGCAUCCCCUCACCCCCGCAACGUAAAGUUUACACUCUCUCAAACAGCCGUUCUGCCAAACAUUUGGUCAUAUCCUCCCAGCAUUCUUUGCAGAGCGUGGAUGGUAUACCUAUUUUUGUACUUUUCAAUGACAAAUGUUUAAUAGAUUCUGGAUGUUUUCAACCUUAUCAGAAAUAUGAAAAAGCUGCUUUGGCGCACAUCUAAGAAACACAUCUGCAACUGAAUCUGUCACAUUAUGAUUGCUGAUCCUGUAAAUCAUAUCUGAUCUUGCAUGUUCCGGAUGAAAAGGACGACUGCAUGAUUUAUGUCGUUGACUUUGUUGUGUGCCAGAGGAAUCAAAGUACUGAUCAUACUGUGAGCAUUUUUUCCGACUCUUGCUUUUUAUUUUAUUUUUUCUCUCUGUUCGUUCUUUUAGGUACAAGAGAAAAAGCAUAAAAGACUUGCAGAAGAUGCUUCAUAAGUGCAAUGAAGACCUGCAGCAGUUUAGCCAUGUCAACAAGAAAGCCCUCGACCAGUAUAUAAAUUUCACAGAGCAGCGUGAAGAGCUUCAGAAGAGACAGGCUGAGCUUGACGCUGGCGACGAGGUUUUCCCCUUUUGUUGCAGCUUCCCCAUCUUGAAGCAAUCAUGGUGAUAUGAAUUGUUGCUGUCCUAAGGUUUAUCUAUUCUAUUUUCACAGAAAAUUAGGGAACUUAUCACAGUUCUGGAUCAGCGGAAGGAUGAGUCAAUAGAGCGCACAUUCAAAGGUGUAGCAAGGCACUUUCGAGAAGCAUUUUCUGAGCUAGUUCAGGGCGGCCACGGCUAUUUGGUCAUGAUGAAAAAAAAGGUAGGCUACUAUGUUUUUAUUUUAUAAGAGUGGUACACAAAAUUAUGCUUCAUUUACAUGCAUCUGCUUGCCAUUUAUUUUAUUUUUUGAAUUUUCCAUCUGUCAGAAAUAUUAUGACCGCCUUUGUUUAGCAGAGAAUUGGUCUGUGUUUGAAGUGCAUUAAUGGUUAAGUAAUGAAUCGAGAAACCUUUUAGUCUAGCGUUCGAAUAAUCUUUUUCUCAUUGUUUAAUCUAAUGCUUCAUAAAAUUUGCGACUGACUUGUUGGAUCAAACCAAUGGCCACUGCCUUUAUUGUCAUUCCAACAAUCUUUAUCGCCCAUGAAAUCGGCUUUGUUACAGUGCCCAUAGAGUCCCUCCCCGGUAGUGUUCAUGGAUCGUUAGUAUCCAUCCUGUAUGUUUUACCAGAUUGAUUCUCUGCCACUUUCUUUGAUAUCAGGUAUGCUGUUUUCUUGUUUAUAUUCUUUGAUCAACAAUGGAAAAUCUACUGAUUUCACGGAUCAUAAUAAAUAUGCUCCCUUUAUUUUAGAAACCGAACCUCGACUGAAACAUUCUUGUCACCUUUUCUUCAAGGACGGCGAUAACGGUGAUGAUGAUCUCGAUGACGACGACGGUCCUCGUGAUCCGGAUCCCGAGGGAAGGGUGGAAAAAUAUAUAGGCGUUAAAGUGAAGGUACGUGUCAGUUGCUUGACGCACGCGCUUUGUUUCCUGUCUAUCUGGUGGUAGAGUUUUCUCGGCAUAUGUUUCAACUCCAAUUAUAGAACGUCGUAGUCGCAUUUGGAAUGCGAACGAUAUUUAUCUGAUUGACAUGUUGACCUGGUGAGCCACAGACAAAGAUUUGAUUUGACCUUCAGAUGAGAGCCCAUCUCCCAUCAUUCUUUCCUCCCUCUGACAUGCAUCGAAGCUCUUAGCCCGGUCGUUUGGUUCAGGGAGAAUUAGUCGUCUACUUGGCCCAUCUUUUGAAAUCGGGCCACGAUCAGAUCAUUCCAGUGCCUGGAGUCUUCUAUUGGAGCUCUACUAACUAAGUUCGUAGAACUCGCUUUAUCCUGCAACCUAAUCACGAGAUUGCCAUUUUCUCCCCCCCUUUAUUUUAACCGGAAAAAAGUACCUUGUUUGUUCGAACCAAUGUCUGAAGAAAAUUGAGUGAAUAAUAUCCCGCUGAUAUUCCUUCCAUUCACUGAUUUUCGGAGUCACCAGGUUUCCUUCACCGGGCAAGGAGAGACCCAGUCAAUGAAGCAGCUGUCCGGGGGCCAGAAAACGGUCGUAGCCCUGACUCUAAUCUUCGCCAUUCAGCGGUGCGAUCCCGCGCCUUUCUACCUCUUCGACGAGAUAGACGCUGCGUUGGAUCCACAGUACAGAACAGCCGUCGGAAGUAUCCUUCACGUUCCCGCGCUCUCUUUCUCGUUCUCCUACUGCCUUUGCGAUUUUAGUGAAACGAGAUGGAGGUCGACGACGACUUGCUCGCUUUUUUCUUUGAAAUACUGAUAGCUUCCUUGACUCGCGGAAAGAUAUGAUCCGCCGCCUCGCUGACGUCGCAAACACCCAGUUCAUCACGACCACGUUCCGCCCGGAGCUCGUGAAGGUCGCGGAUAAGAUAUACGGGGUGACCCACAAGAACCGGGUCAGCCACGUGAACGUGGUAUCCAAGGACGAAGCCCUGGACUUCAUCGAACGGGACCAGACUCACAACAACGAAUGA